CUUUAGUUGUAUGUUUUCUUGGUGAACCUACACCCAUCUAAGCGUCGUGGACCAUUUAUUACACCAUGAAGUUUCUCCGGGAAUUAUUUUUGUGGCGCACCUUGUAUAGCUGUCAACCUGGGAGUGAGUUUCCUGUCCGCAGAUAAGCAUGAACAGUCUGCUGGUUCUGUAGAAGCUCUAGAGAAGACGAAGGACAGACAGCAUAAUGACACAGAACCACGUGUCUGGGAUGGAGACCUCCGCCGUGACCGUCCUGAAGAGAGCCGUGGAGCUGGACCACAGCGACCGGCUCCAGGAGGCUCUGGUCUGCUACCAGGAGGGCAUCCAGCUGCUCAUGGACGUGUUGAAAGUUGUGAAAGAUGAGUCAAAGAGAGGACACUACAGGCAGAAGAUAAAAGGCUACAUGGACCGAGCAGAGCAGAUCAAAGUUCAUGUGAACCAGAUGAAAGAAGACGGGAAGUACCACGAGCAGAUUAGAAUAGCCGAGGAUGCUACUGGUUACAGCUACGAGGUUCUGUUCAAGCCGUACAUGAGUAGUUUACUCACAGAGGUCUGGGUACAAGACCCGUACAUACGGCACAUCCACCAAUUGUACAACUUCCUGCGGUUCUGUGAGAUGCUCAUAAAAGCGCCCUGCAAGGUGAAAAAGAUCCAUCUCCUCACUUCACAGGAUGAAGCGAAUAGCGGCCAGCAGAGCAGCGCUCUGGCCGAGCUCAAAGAGAGUCUGAGUGCUGAGGGAGUGAGUCUGGAUCUGCAGUACUCCUCCACUAUACAUGACAGGGACAUCAGGUUUGACAAUGGUUGGAUCAUCAAGAUAGGAAGAGGGCUGGAUAUCUACAAGAGACCUAAGGGCCGAUUCUCUCUUGGAUAUUGUGACUAUGACCUCAGGCAGUGCCAGGAGACCAACGUAGACAUUUUUCACACCAAACACACAAAAACACUAUGAGAUUCAUAAAGCUUAAAUACAUUUUUUCUUCUAUCUUAAUUGACUUACCUGCCCUCAAAACACACAGACACAUCCGCUGUGUUUUGGGGUUUGCCUUAACAUACACAUACACGUCAUCGGCCUUAUAACAACUGUGUAACUGAGUAAUUUUUAUCUGGUUUUACAAUAUGCUUUGUGUCACACUGGUGUCUCUUUAAUUCCAACCAACUGUAUGAUUCUGUAUGGUUUCUUCAGUCUUGUGUGUAAUCAAACUUUGCAAAAGAGUUUCCUGUUUAUAUCUUUCUUUCUUUUUGAGGCUUUAAGUUGGGUUUUUUUUAAACUUUUUUUAUCAAAACUUUUUUAACCUUUCUACUGCUGUAUGCUUGUUAGGAUGUCAUACCGCCAUCUAGUGGAAAAAUAAAUUAAAAGUGCUUUUAUAAUAUAAAA
Molecule: messenger RNA, 1372 nt
Organism: Sebastes umbrosus (honeycomb rockfish)
Lineage: Eukaryota; Metazoa; Chordata; Actinopteri; Perciformes; Sebastidae
Gene: mitd1
Product: MIT, microtubule interacting and transport, domain containing 1
Exons: 7
Coding region: 206-946 (246 amino acids)
Biological process (GO): midbody abscission
Cellular component (GO): midbody
Source: RefSeq, a predicted model, not a curated record